AUGGCCAAAGAGGAGUGCAAGGCGCUGCUGGACGCGCUCAGCAAAGUCACGGCUUGCUACCGGCACUUGGUGCUGACCGUCGGCGGCGCGACGGACUCGCAGGAGCUGCGCGAGGAGCUGAAGAAGAGCCGGCGGAAGGCGCAGGAGCUGGCCGGCGUGACGCGGACCAAGCUGACGGCCGCCCUGCGGGACAAGGCGCUGAGCCGGGAGGAGCGGCCCGAGUUCGAGCGCCUCUGGGUCAUCUUCUCGGCCUGCUUGGAGAUCUUGGAGAGCGACAUGCGGCGCGCCCUGGAGCUGGGCCAGGCUUUCCCGCUCCACGUGCCCAAGAAGCCGCUCAUCCAGACGGGGCUGAGCGGCGGCACCUCCGGCGUGGCGGCGCGGGCCAUGAGCGUCCAGAACAUGAAGUACGAAGCCGAAGCCAACAUCGACGUGCUGGACCUGACGGACCUGGAGCAGGAGAUCGGCCAGGUGGGCGAGAUGAUCUACGAGAUGGAGAUGAAGGUCAACGUGCCCCGCUGGACGGUCGAGGCCAAGCAAGACCCGGGCGCCGAGCUGAACGCCAACCUCAGCGGGGGCGCCUCUUCCCUGGGCGGCGUCUCGGGGGUCGAGAACAAAAGCCUUUGCGAUCCUAGCAGGGUCCUGGCCGGGAUCAUUUUCACCGCCGUCCUCCUGAUGGCCAUCGCCCUGGCGGUGUGUGUGGCCAAGCUCUCCUAAGGCUGGACGGAGAGAGGUGGGAUCGGUUCCUUGCAACCGCGGGGG
Molecule: messenger RNA, 759 nt
Organism: Notechis scutatus (mainland tiger snake)
Lineage: Eukaryota; Metazoa; Chordata; Lepidosauria; Squamata; Elapidae
Gene: RGS9BP
Product: regulator of G protein signaling 9 binding protein
Source: RefSeq, a predicted model, not a curated record